Messenger RNA from Ipomoea nil (Japanese morning glory), 1466 nucleotides. RefSeq lists its product as uncharacterized. Bases 233 to 1084 code for a protein of 283 amino acids. The transcript has 6 exons. Gene Ontology annotation, molecular function: crossover junction DNA endonuclease activity. Lineage: Eukaryota; Viridiplantae; Streptophyta; Magnoliopsida; Solanales; Convolvulaceae. The record is from RefSeq and is a predicted model, not a curated record.
UAAACCAUUCAAAUUAUUGUUAUGGGCAACAUUGUCACGGCUCAUUUCACUCCGUCACUAGCAUAGCAGCAAAGAAGUUGAUCCGGUGCAUUACGGUGGGGAUACUGGAAGCGCUCGCUUAAAGCUCGAAGUCCGCCGCCGUGUCCGGCCACCGCAGCGGCUCCAGAAGGAAUUACACAUUGCAUUUCAAAAUCUGGGGGCUUUUCUUCUCAAGUCCGCCUGUUUUCUUUUGAUGGAAUCCUUCCUUCCGUCGAAACUCGCAGUGAAACCUACGCUCAUUUCCCCAACCGUCUUCCAACCGCACCGCUUCACUGCCUCCUCUUCAGCCGUUGCGUUCAGGGUCUUCUCAGCCUCUACUUCCACAGUCGUUGCCGCGCCUCCAACUCUAGAGCGGCCAGCCGUGACGUUUGAGCCUCAGGAUUUUGUCAAAAACGGCGGACGAGGUAGGGGGAGGGGCGGCAAGGAAAUUCAGAAAGCUGAGCUGAAGGAGAAGUGGCUGAAUGCUCUCUCUUGCCCUUUUCCUCACGCGAAGCCGUCGCCUGACUGGGUAAUUGGAGUCGACCCGGAUGUUUCUGGAGCCUUCGCCCUACUAAAACCAGACCAGUCUGCUCAACUUUCUUAUCCAUUACAGGUCUUUGAUUCUCCUUACUUGAAAGUAAUGGUUGGGAAAGGAGUACGGAGGCGUUUAGAUGCAAAAUCCAUCGUUCAGUUGCUUCAAAGUUUUGAAGUUCCCGUUGGAACAAUUGCAUAUGUUGAGCAAUCAAUUCCAUUCCCACAAGAUGGUAAACAGGGCUGGUGGAGUGGAGGAUUUGGGUAUGGAUUAUGGAUAGGAAUCUUAGUCACUUUGGGAUUUUCUGUUGUUCCAGUACCAUCAUUGUUGUGGAAAAACAAGUUUAAACUAGCAGGAAGUCGCUCAAAUAAGGAUGAUAGUAGGGAGGUUGCAUCCAGAUUGUUUCCAUCUAUGAGUUCACAGUUAAAACGGAAGAAAGAUCAUGGUCGAGCUGAGGCUCUACUUAUUGCUGCUUAUGGCAAAGACCUAAAGAUAAGUAACGAUAUGUGUGUUUCUGAGAACUUGCCAUCUUGAAAUGCUGGGGGGAAGGAAUGCAUGUUUGUUUAUUUCUCUUUCGAUUCCAGUGCUUUGUUGCUGCUGGGUAUUCAUUUGGUAUUUAUAUAUGUCCCAGAAGCAUGGAAAGGUAAUGAAUAAGGCAGUUUGGAUCAACCAAGUCUCACUAAACACUCCAGGAUCCUUGAUGUAACCCUUUGUAGUUCCAAUAUGAGAAUGUAAAUUCAUAGGAGGAUUUAGAGAAAUUGUUAAGCUAUUUCGUAAAGUAGGAAAACGGGUAGCUCAGUUGGUGACCGCUUAUAGACGAGGAAAAGCCAAAUUUAUUGGGGCCAUCAAACCCAUGAUUAGCUUGUAUUAAUGUAUUAUAUUAUGUAUUCAUAAUAUAUUACUGUGUUGGAAAUUG